Messenger RNA from Camelina sativa (false flax), 1296 nucleotides. The record is from RefSeq and is a predicted model, not a curated record. NCBI's taxonomy places the organism in Eukaryota, Viridiplantae, Streptophyta, Magnoliopsida, Brassicales, Brassicaceae.
AUGUGGUACGUGAAUCUUUCCAACAACACUUUCAUCAGUUUCCAAACAUCAAAGAAAAAACAAGGACUAUCCUCUGUCCGGAAACCAUUAUUGAGGUACUUGCUUGGCUCCAACAACAACUUCACCGGAAAGAUUCCUUCUUUCAUAUGCGAGUUGCGUUCUCUAGAGACUCUCGAUUUAUCUGAAAACAACUUUAAGGGUUCAAUCCCUUAUUGCUUGGGAAAUCUCAAGAGUAAUCUUUCACAUCUAAACCUUCGUCAGAAUAAUCUAGGUGGAAGUCUUCCAAAGCAUAUAUUUGAAAGUCUAAGGUCGCUUGACGUCGGUCAUAACCAACUUGUGGGAAAGCUUCCAAGAUCUUUGAAUCGUUUCUCUACUCUUGAAGUUUUGAACGUAGAAAGCAACAAAAUCAACGACACGUUUCCCUUCUGGUUGGGUUCUCUACGAAAGCUAAGAGUUCUUGUCCUUCGCUCCAAUGCAUUCCAUGGACCAAUACAUCAAGCCUCGUUCCCUCAGUUGCGAAUCAUCGACAUUUCACAUAAUCACUUCGAUGGAACUUUGCCAUCAAAUUACUUUUCGAAGUGGACUGCUAUGUCAUCACUUGGGCCCGAAGAAGAUCACUCUUCCGAAAAGUACAUGGGAGAUGGAUCAAGCUAUUACUAUGAUUCAAUGGUUUUGAUGAAUAAAGGUGUAGAGAUGGAGCUAGUACGUAUCUUAAAAAUCUUAACAGCAAUCGACUUUUCGGGUAACAAAUUUGAAGGAGAGAUACCAAAGUCCAUCGGUCUACUGAAAGAGCUUCGUGUGCUUAACUUGGCAAACAAUGCAUUCACUGGCCGCAUCCCUUCAUCUAUGGGGAAUCUGACAGUUCUCGAGUCGUUGGAUGUUUCCCGAAACAAGCUUUCAGGAGAAAUUCCACAAGACCUAGGGGAGCUCUCGUUCCUUGCGUACAUGAACUUCUCUCAUAACCAGCUUGCAGGCCUAGUUCCAGGGGGCACUCAGUUUCGGACGCAGCGUUGCUCUUCUUUCGAGGACAAUAUGGGACUUUUUGGCCCUUCUUUUGAUGAAGUUUGCAGAGAUAUUCACACAGCACCAGCAUCACAUCAACAAUAUGAAACGUCGGAAUCAGAGGAAGAAGACGAAGAAGAGGUGAUUAGUUGGAUAGCAGCUGCAAUAGGAUUCGUACCUGGUAUUGUAUCUGGUUUGACGUUUGGAUACAUAUUGGUUUCCCACAAACCAGAGUGGUUCAUGAACCCUUUUGGCCGAAACAAUCGUAAAGGCAGAAGCACCACAACUCACUAG